AUGUCAAGACAGUCGGAAAACAAUUCCAAGACAGUGAAAACUGUAGCAUUCGAUCACUGUUCGGUUACCAAAGACUGUAUAUGCUGCGCUUCCGAUUUAGGCCUCAGCGGUGCAAAUAAUGCGGAUGCGACGGAUGCCAGUAAGAGCACGAUGACUGCCGAUGUACGACGGGAUCUAUUCAAAACGUUUUGGGACAAAUACUCGGAUAAACCUGACACUAACUCAAUGAUGCUUAAUCAAACUGCUAACGAUCUCGAAGCAAGUGACAGAGCAGAAAUACUCUCCAGCUUACCUCUUCUCACAAACAAGGAUGUUGUCGAUAUUGGAGCAGGGAUCGGGCGUUUCACAACCGUGCUAGCAGAAACCGCGCGUUGGGUGCUUUCGACAGACUUCAUUGAGUCGUUCAUCGCUAAGAAUCAGGAACGAAACGCUCAUUUGGGUAAUAUCAGCUACCAAAUAGGUGAUGCUGUUCAUUUGGAAAUGGAGGAAAAAAGUGUUGAUUUGGUAUUCACUAAUUGGCUAAUGAUGUACCUCUGCGACAAAGAGGUGAUUGAGUUUCUUUUCAACGCUAUGAGAUGGCUUCGAGCUGACGGUUACCUUCAUCUUAGGGAGAGUUGCUCUGAGCCCAGUACUGGUCGUUCAAAACAGAGCACUAUGCAUUCAACUGUUGAGACAAAUCCUACUCACUACCGAUUCUCUUCGCUCUAUAUCAAGCUUCUCCGCGCCAUUCGGUAUCGCGACUCGGAUGGGAAAGUAUGGCGAUUCGAUGUGCAAUGGAGUUGUUCCGUACCGACUUACAUCAGGCGAUCCAAUAAUUGGCGUCAAGUUCAUUGGUUGACAAAGAAAGUGCCAGCUGACGGAGACGAAGAAACUACUGUUAACGAUUUGCUCAAGUUGUUCAGCGAAGCCUGGCAUGCCGAACAACUGGCGUGGGACGCGAAACUCGAUAGUGAGAAAUACGUAUGGACUGACAAGAUUUUUUCAAACGCCAUUGACGAUGAAAUAGUGCCGAAAAAUGGUACUGCUUAUGUGUUCACACCUAGACAGAUCUCACCUUAUCUGCACAUUAACUCACACCUUUUGGCUGAGAAGUUCACAUGUAACGUUUGGAAUGUUGAAACGAAAGAGUAUUUAUACAGGACCUCGCUAACGAGGGCGAACAAUCAGAAAGAUCAGCGAGUAAGGUUCGGCUGGAACGAAACGUUAGCGUCAUCAAUUGAUUACUGGACCCAACGCGAUGCCUCAUUUGACUGUCUCAUUGCCACCGAGCUUCUCUCAACCAGUGACGAUGAGGGUGUGAAGAGGAUAGCAAAUAUUAUGAAGCCUGAAGCUAAACUGGUCUUGCUCGAACCUGUGCACGAUGUGGAUGAGGAAUCUAUUAGGAAGCGAAUGACUUCUUGUGGCUUUAAAAAUAUCUCAAUCUUGGACGUCACGGAUGAAUGCAAAGCUGCCGAAACCACCUAUGCCAGCGAUCAUAAAUUGCAAGUCGAAUCUUGCGACUGUAAUUACCUUCUCAUCAAAGCCUCACUCUGA
Necator americanus (New World hookworm) is the source of this 1533-nucleotide messenger RNA. RefSeq lists its product as uncharacterized. Bases 1 to 1533 code for a protein of 510 amino acids. Lineage: Eukaryota; Metazoa; Nematoda; Chromadorea; Rhabditida; Ancylostomatidae. The transcript has 16 exons. The record is from RefSeq and is a predicted model, not a curated record. Gene Ontology annotation, molecular function: S-adenosylmethionine-dependent methyltransferase activity.